ACAACAACAACAACAUUGAUAAACAUAUUAUAUUUACCAAGAAACCAUGAUGAACACGACGACAUGGAUUUGGACAACAUUUGCAGUGGUCGCAGCCAUUUCUAUCUGCAACUCAUUUCUGAAGAGCCGAAGGAAAAGGCUGCCGCCCGGUCCCAGAAGGCUUCCAAUCUUGGGACACCUCCAUUUGUUGGGGAAAACCCCCCAUCAAGAUCUGCAAAAACUCGCCAAAAUCCAUGGUCCUAUCAUGCAUUUGCGGCUGGGUUUCGUCGACAACAUCAUCGUCUCGUCACCCCAAGCCGCCGAGCUGUUUCUCAAGACACACGAUCUCAAUUUCGCGUCCAGGCCACCUUCAGAGGCUGCAAAGUACAUUGUCUAUGGCCAGAAGGACAUGGUGUUUGGCGAAUACGGCCCGUUUUGGCGCAACAUGCGAAAGCUGUGCACUUUGGAGCUCCUUAGCAAUUCCAAGAUCAAUUCGUUUCAAUCCAUGAGACAAGAAGAGUUGUGUCUUCUCAUAGAAUCCUUCAAGCAAGCGGCUGGGAAAGGAGUGGCUGUUGAUUUGAGUGGCAAGGUUUCUUCCAUGAGCGCAGACAUGAGCUGUCGGAUGGUGUUUGGGAAGAAGUACGAGGAUAAUGACAUUGGUGAGAACGGGUUUAAGGCUGUGAUUCAAGAAACAGCUCAUCUAGCAGGUAUUCCUAAUCUUGGGGACUAUUUUCCUUAUUUUAGUAAGCUUGACUUUCAUGGAUUGACAACAAGGAUGAAGGCGGUUGCCAAGCUCUUUGACCAAUUCUUCGAGAGGAUCAUUGAUGAGCAUGAACAAGCUAAAAACCAAGGUACCACUCAAACCACAAAGGAUUUUGUUGAUAUAAUGCUGGAAAUCAAAAACUCUGGAGAAACUUCGUUUGAGUUCACGCGAGAACAUAUCAAAUCUAUGAUGGCCGAUUUGCUUGUAACUUCAAUGGACACAUCAUCAACAGCAAUAGAUUGGACAAUGUCUGAGCUUUUAAAACACCCAGAAAUAAUGAAGAAAGUGAAGGAGGAGAUAGAGAGACAAGUAGGGUAUGAUAGGAUGGUGGAAGAGGAGGAUUUGGAGCACUUUGAAUACUUAGAAAUGGUUAUAAAAGAAUCCUUAAGGUUGCAUUUGAGUGUGCCGUUACUCAUUCCUCAUGCAUCCAUAGAGGAUUGUAUAGUUGAUGGCUUUCAUAUACCUAAAAAUUCAAGAAUCAUUGUGAAUGCUUGGGCAAUUGCACGUGAUCCAAAUGUGUGGAGCAAUCCAGAGAAGUUCCUUCCGGAAAGAUUCAAGGGAAGUGAUAUUGAUUAUAGAGGCAAGCAUUUUGAGUAUCUCCCAUUUGGAUCAGGGAGGAGAAGUUGUCCUGGUAUGCAACUCGGAUUAACAACAAUUCGACUAGUAGUGGCACAAUUGAUACAUUGCUUUGAUUGGGACCUCCCAAAUGGGAUGCUACCUAAAGACUUGGACAUGAAUGUGCACUUUGGCACUGUUAUCAGUCGAGCUAAGAAUUUGAUAGCGGUUCCUAAAUAUCAAUUGUGUGUUUAACUUAAUUCUAUAAAUAAAUUCUUGUCAG
Molecule: messenger RNA, 1580 nt
Organism: Ipomoea nil (Japanese morning glory)
Lineage: Eukaryota; Viridiplantae; Streptophyta; Magnoliopsida; Solanales; Convolvulaceae
Product: cytochrome P450 CYP736A12-like
Exons: 2
Coding region: 47-1552 (501 amino acids)
Molecular function (GO): oxidoreductase activity, acting on paired donors, with incorporation or reduction of molecular oxygen; monooxygenase activity; heme binding
Source: RefSeq, a predicted model, not a curated record